Messenger RNA from Monoraphidium neglectum, 187 nucleotides. RefSeq lists its product as hypothetical. NCBI's taxonomy places the organism in Eukaryota, Viridiplantae, Chlorophyta, Chlorophyceae, Sphaeropleales, Selenastraceae. The transcript has a single exon. The record is from RefSeq and is a predicted model, not a curated record. The annotation marks the transcript as partial.
GUACACCACAGAGGCAGAAGCUGCCCAGGCCUAUGAUUGUGCGGUGCUGCUGCUGCUCGGCGGCGGCGCCGCCGCCGACGCCGCCGCCGCCGCCGCCGACGCCGGCAACAAGCUCAACUUCGAGCCCGAGGCAGCCGCCGAGAAGCUGGCCGAGUUCGAGGCCCACCCCGCGUUCGCGCGCCUGAGG